This is a messenger RNA of Cladophialophora carrionii CBS 160.54, 1071 nucleotides long. RefSeq lists its product as uncharacterized. The coding region runs from base 1 to 1071 and encodes 356 amino acids. NCBI's taxonomy places the organism in Eukaryota, Fungi, Ascomycota, Eurotiomycetes, Chaetothyriales, Herpotrichiellaceae. The record is from RefSeq and is a predicted model, not a curated record. The transcript has 3 exons. Gene Ontology annotation, molecular function: iron ion binding; oxidoreductase activity, acting on paired donors, with incorporation or reduction of molecular oxygen; monooxygenase activity.
AUGUUGGUCAACACGAUUAUCGACACGGUUGGGUACCUUCUCCACCCGGUGGUUGCGGUCCUUGCGCUGCCCUUGCUCUUGGUGGCUCUCGAGUUGAUAUGGGUCAUCUACGCCAGGAAGUUCCAUCCCCUUGCAGGUGUUCCAGGGCCAUGGCUCGCCUCUGUGAGUCGCUUGUGGGUGAUGCGCCGGCUCAAAGUCGGGGAUAUGGACAGAGUGCAGCGCAACCUCCAUCACAGAUACGGGCCCUUGAUCCGGAUCGCUCCCAACGAGUUGUCCUGUUCUGAUCCAGAGGCCAUCAAAGUUCUCUACAGGACGGCGGCGCCCCUGACAAAGACGGAUUUCUACCCCGUCUGGGGCAACCCACGCAUGUCCAAGUAUCGGGACAACUUUUCUCAGGUCGAUGAGAGGCUUCACUCGGAGCGACGACGGAUUGUCAAUCACGUGUACAGCUUGUCCAACGUCCUUCAGUCCGAAGCUUCCAUCGACAGGGUCACGACCGUCAUGGUGGACAAGCUCACUCAGCUGGCUCAAAGUGGUCGCGACUGUGACUUGGGAACCUGGGUCCAGUGGUACACCUUUGAUGUCAUUGGGGAACUCUUCUUUGGUCGAAUGUUUGGAUUCCUGGAGCAAGAAACUGACUAUAAGUCCUGGAUCUCUUCCUUGGAUGCUCUCAUGCCCGGAUUCUGUCAAGUCGCCGUCGCACCUACCUAUCUUCGACCGUUCAUCCUCCUGUCGUCGCUGUUCGACUCCAAGAUGAAGGCCGCGAUCAAAUGCACCGAGACCAUGGAGGUUGCAGCUAGGGAAGGUGUUGCGCGAAGGCAGGCAGAGCUUGACCAGGGAUCCUCGACCUCGGACAGCCGAGACUUGCUUCAGCAACUAUUCAACAUCCAGCGAGAGAAGGGCGAAAAGGUGGAUUUCUCCAGGAGAGAAGUCGAGCAGGAAGCAUACAUCGCGCUGCUAGCUGGCUCGGAUACCACAGCGAUUGCCAUCCGGUCGAUCUUUUACUACAUUGUCAAAGAUCGGAAAGUAUAUGAACGACUCCGCGCAGAAAUUGACAAGGCCAAUGCUUAA